AUGGUCAUCCAUGCGUGCCACCACUCCAUAGAAGAUUCGAUGGACAUGGACAUGAGCCCCCUGAGGCCCCAGAACUAUCUUUUCGGUUGUGAACUAAAGACCGACAAAGAUUAUCACUUUAUAGUGGAAAAUGAUGAAAAUGAGCACCAAUUAUCUUUAAGAACGGUUAGUUUAGGGGCUGGUGCAAAGGAUGAAUUGCACAUUGUUGAAGCAGAGGCAAUGAAUUAUGAAGGCAGUCCCAUUAAAGUAACACUGGCAACUUUGAAAAUGUCUGUACAGCCAACGGUUUUCCUUGGGGGCUUUGAAAUAACACCACCUGUGGUCUUACGGUUGAAGUGUGGUUCAGGGCCUGUGCAUAUUAGUGGACAGCACUUAGUAGCUGUAGAGGAAGAUGCAGAGUCAGAAGAUGACGAGGAGGAGGAUGUGAAACUCCUAAGUAUAUCUGGAAAGCGCUCUGCCCCUGGAUAUUGUAGCAAGGUUCCACAGAAAAAAGUAAAACUUUCUAAUGAAAGUAUUAAACAAGCCACCCACCCCGCCCCACGGGCCCAGAGGCUCAACGGAAUUGUAGUUUUGGAUGGGGAAAAACACUAA
Messenger RNA from Rhinolophus ferrumequinum (greater horseshoe bat), 591 nucleotides. RefSeq names its product nucleophosmin-like. The transcript has 3 exons. Gene Ontology annotation, molecular function: histone binding; chromatin binding; RNA binding. Gene Ontology annotation, cellular component: centrosome; ribonucleoprotein complex; cytoplasm. Gene Ontology annotation, biological process: ribosomal large subunit biogenesis; ribosomal small subunit biogenesis; chromatin remodeling. The record is from RefSeq and is a predicted model, not a curated record. Lineage: Eukaryota; Metazoa; Chordata; Mammalia; Chiroptera; Rhinolophidae. The coding region runs from base 1 to 591 and encodes 196 amino acids.